Oikopleura dioica is the source of this 1380-nucleotide messenger RNA. The record is from the annotation of a GenBank genome assembly. Lineage: Eukaryota; Metazoa; Chordata; Appendicularia; Copelata; Oikopleuridae.
AUGAGUUUGAACGAAACAGAAUUUGGCGAAUUUAAAGACAAAAUGGCGGAGUACAUUUCUUCCGACCCGUUCCACGAGUCCCUCUUACGAUCAAAAAUGGACGAAAAAGAAGAAAUGGCCAGCUUACUUAGGGAUUCUUUCGUGUUAAUUAAAAAUUCUUCGCUGAAUCCGAUCGAGAAAAAUCAAAUUGUGAUGCUUCAGAACCAAGCCUUAUCCUUCAAAAAAGCGUUCAAUUGCCUGAAAAAUGACAUGGAAAAGCUUAAGACGAAUGACAGUAUAGGCUGCUUGCCUUUUUAUGAUCCUCUUAUGAACAUCUGCUGCCAAUCUGACCAAUCUUUCUGCGAAACUCGGUGCAACAGCUCAAUUUGCGUUGAAAAAGAAGGUCAGCCACGGAACUGCGUGAAUGGACACUGGAUUGAAAGUCAGCCAGAAGCGAGCAUUUCGUUUCAGAAUUCUGAUAAAAUCGCAUUUGCUCUUAUGGCAUUGUCGAUAAUUCUUCUUGCCCUGCUGUUAUUCGUCUUUUGCAAUAGAAUGAGGCAGAAUCGGCUUGGACAGACGACCAGAUUAAAGGUCCACUGCCACCUCGUCGCAUCCAUGCUUGCCUGGUAUCUUUCUUCCGUCCUAAAAACCCUGAUCCAUCACCACCUUGCCUCAGAAUCCUCAAUCGUCUUCGACCCAGCCGCACUCGAAUCAAUCCUCCCCCAAACCGGCCAAUUUCUCCUCGACAAAGAACUCGAUUCACAACGAUUCAACCCAAGUUUUGUCGAAAAAAUGGUCUCAAUUCAAAAAAGCUGCAUCAUUGCCGAUUUUUUAUCGCAUUUCUUUUGGCUCGCUGUUAUUACCUGGAGCUUUAUCGAAGCCUUGCAAUUGCUGUAUGUGUAUCACUUUAGUAUUUUCGAAGAAUCGGAGGCACCAACAGAGGAUACUCUUGUUUUAUCAAAAUGCUCCCUGGAUGGAAAUGUCAAAUGCGAUUUAUUCCUUAAUUUCCUUCCGAUCAAUCUCAUGCUUUGCACUGGUUUCCUGGCGCUCAUUACUCUUCUCAUCAAUAUAACAAGACUAUCGUUACGCGUGAAUCGCUGCCGGUCUGAAAUCUUUCUCAAGAACGCAAAGAGCGUUUUGAGCUUGAUCGUUUUAUUUGGAAUCGUUCAUUUGGUUGUUUUCUUUCAUUUUGACGCUCGGUGGUGGAGUGCGUUUAUCAAUAUUCUCGAAAGCACUCAAGGGAUUUUCAUGACGCUUUUUUGGGGAAUACUGACUUCGGAGUUCAGAAGUUUUUUCAAAGACAAGAUUCGGAGAAGAUCAGUAAGGAACUCAAUUAAUACGAAUAAUCCAAAAACAGCUUCAGUCAUAUUACAGGUAGAGAGAGCAUGUCAACUUCACUAA